Messenger RNA from Thunnus maccoyii (southern bluefin tuna), 3150 nucleotides. Its product is annotated as prostaglandin D2 receptor 2-like. The transcript has 3 exons. The coding region runs from base 1980 to 3137 and encodes 385 amino acids. Gene Ontology annotation, molecular function: G protein-coupled receptor activity; complement receptor activity. Gene Ontology annotation, cellular component: plasma membrane. Lineage: Eukaryota; Metazoa; Chordata; Actinopteri; Scombriformes; Scombridae. The record is from RefSeq and is a predicted model, not a curated record. Gene Ontology annotation, biological process: inflammatory response; complement receptor mediated signaling pathway; phospholipase C-activating G protein-coupled receptor signaling pathway.
UUGUACAAAAUCAGUGAACAUGGCAUUUUAAAUAUACUGGUUUCACUUGAAAAAUCAUUUAUCAUCUGCUAAACAAUCUGAAUUAUAAAUGCAUACUGUAGUUGCUUUGGAAGAAAACAAAGUAAGACUGUGGAGACAUCCUGCUUGAAACCAUACAGACAUAAAAACAAAGAGAGCAGAGAGUCCUCAAUAUACAUAUGACUGACUCUUAGCAAAGCAUACAGAGAUCUCAUCUUCUGACUGCAGACCACAAGGGAAGCUAUAAAAAGAUUGUUAAAUCACUGGGUUUGUAGCAACAUGUACAAAAAACAUGUAAAGACUAACAGAUAUUUCCUAGAUUUGAUAUUCUAUGUUAUGUGCAAUCAGUUUAAUAGAAUAUUAUGUGGCCUGUUUACAUUGUCCAUGGUGAAGGUUUUGCGUGGUAAAAUAAAGUGGUGCCUCAUGGUUUCAGAUACAAAGUGAUAGUAGAAAUAUGGUCUUAAACCUCUGACAACCUCUUCACACUAAUUUCAAGUAUUUCAGGUCAUUGUGGACAAAACUGUAGGGCUGUAGACAACCAAAGAAAAUCUUGGUGGACUGAACCUACUCUUCAACCAGUCAAUUGGUCUAUGGCAGUGGUUGGGCCAGCACCCCCCUAUCCAUUAUCCAGGUCCCUUACUGUCCCCCAUCAAAUAAAAUGUAGGCUAAUUGUCUCCCCUGAAUAUUAAUGUUGAUUAUUAUUUUGUGUAAUAUCAUAAAAAAAUGUUAUUAUAUGCCAAAUAACAGAUUGAUUUAACUGGGCAGUUGGAAUAUCAUUAUCAUUAGUUUCCCAUGCAGGGAGCAAAAAAGCCAUAUGAAUAGAAAUUAUAUUUAUGAGUGUUAAACAAAUGCAACAGUUAGAAAUUUGACACUCAAACAAGAAGAAUUCUUAUUAAUUGUUCCAACAGAAAACAAGAGCAGCCUACCAAAGAAAAAGUCUGAGGCUACUGGAAAAAAGCAGAAGGAAAUGUAUCCAUAGCUAAAGUGUUCAACAGAAUGCUGGCGGCAUUUUUUCUUGUUCUGCGCCAUUUUGCUGAUAUGAUAUGAUUAUUGUUGAUUUAUGAUGCUAUUCAGUUGAUUAAAUAAUUGGACCUGUAGUGGUCAAAUAAAAUAACCAGCUCAAGAGCCCACUGGGGUUCCAGUUGGGGGGGGUUGGGGGUCAUCCCCCAAGAAAAUUUGAUGUUAUUUGACUAAAAACUGUGCAUUUUCACACAAUUUUGAACUAUCAUCAUUACAAUAUUUAUUUAAAAAACACACUGUGUGCCAUAAAAAAUAAUAGCCACAAAACAUUGGUAAAACAGGCUUAGAGUGAAUGUAUUUGAACUGUGAUUUUCUCAUCCUACCAUAGUCAGGCUAUGACCAAUAACCAGCUGUAGAAACCGCUAUGGUUAGAAUUUUAUCUUUAUCUUAUCCACAAACAAUUUAUUUGUCCCAUUUUGCACAUAUCACAGAGAUACAACAGACUGCAUUAAUGCCAUCUCACUACUUUUUAUUUCCUUGUUGGAAUGAAAGGCAUACAUCAAACUUUAUGAUCCAACAGAUAAAGAUUUACACUGUCUGUUAAUAUUUGACUUUUGCCCCAAGUUUUUUCAUUCCAAAGUUCAGAGCUGCUGUUCUGCAAUCAGAUUUACUUAAAGAACACUUCAUGUUAGAGAUGAAUACAGAGAGUUGAGGCUGUUUGUGAAUCAGCAGACCUUAAAAACCUCCUGCUGUGAAUUACAUGUUUGUUCUUCUUCAGGUUGGUUUCCUGGUUGAAGCUGCUGAUUAAUUUCACCUUCACUCAUCAGUUUGAUUCAGAUCAUUUUCAGCAUCUAAAGAAGAAGAAAACAGACUGAAAUGAAAGCGUCACUCAAAGCACUCUUCUGUAAAUACAUCUCAGCUGUUGGAAUGGAGAUCUCAGCAGUGUGAAGCAAAAGGCUAAAUUAAAGGACAUCAGCUCAAUAGGACCUUUUCCCUGCAAGAUGGCCUCCGUUAAUACUGACUACUGUCCUCUCAUCCAGAAGAUGAUAAAUAUCAGCGCUUCUCCAUCAAACCAAACAACCAAAACAAGUUCCUUGAGUGUUUUUACCAUUUCCCUGCAUGGCUUGUUCUCUACCAUUGGCAUCCUGGAAAACCUCCUCAUCCUCGGAGUAGUGGGCUUUCAUGUCCGCCGCUCUGUCAUCAGCAUUUGGAUCCUUAACCUCGCAGCCUCUGACCUGCUGGCCACUGCUUCACUGCCCUUCUUCACCCUCUACAUGGCCAGUGGUAACACCUGGACAUUGGGCACAACCUUCUGCCGCAUCCAUUCCUCCAUUUUCUUUCUCAACAUGUUUGUCAGCGGCUUCCUGCUGGCAGCCAUUUCUAUGGAUCGCUGCCUUGUUGUGUUGAGACCCGUCUGGGCCCAGAACUACAGGAACAUCCAACUAAUAGGGAAGAUAUGUUGUGGGAUUUGGGCCUUGGCUGUGCUCUGCACUAUCCCCUUCUACAUAUUCCGUGACACCAUUCCCCUACGCAAUAACAAAGUCCUCUGUUACUACAACUAUGCUCUACUCCUCCCUAGUGAGCCCUUUGACCUGAAAUCUUUAUGUAAGCAGCGUGGGAAGAGCUUGGCCUUCAUGAAGCUCUUUCUAGCCUUCCUGAUUCCUCUUCUAAUCAUCAUCCUCAGCUAUGCUGCCGUGAAUACCAGCUUGGCACGCAGAGGCUGCCGGCGCUCUUUUCGUUUUGUCCGGCUCGUAGUGGCCGUGGUGGUGAGCUUUGUAGUCUGCUGGGCUCCGUACCACUUCUUCAGUGUUAUGGAGGUGGUGGCCCCCAGUCGGCAUCCUGCACAGACAUUUGCAAGCAAAGUCCUCCCAAUUUCAGCCACUAUUGGCUUCCUUAACAGUGUCCUAAACCCCUUUCUAUAUGUGUUCAGCUGCCCUGACCUGUGCAAUAGGAUAAGACAUUCUUUAGGCGCGGUGAUGGAGAGUGUUCUGGCUGAGGAUCUGGCAGAGCUGGCCCGGCGCCGCAGCACCAUUCGCACCUCUGUCAGCACAACUGGGGCUGUGUUUAGGCAGAGAAAUUCCAUUCAAAGCACGAGCCUGAAAACAGAGGAGCAAGAGCAGGGGGAAGAUCUGGAUAACCCUGCUCAGAACUUAACGUAAACAUACCAUGAAU